Nematocida parisii ERTm1 is the source of this 414-nucleotide messenger RNA. RefSeq lists its product as uncharacterized. Bases 1 to 414 code for a protein of 137 amino acids. Gene Ontology annotation, biological process: translation. The record is from RefSeq and is a predicted model, not a curated record. NCBI's taxonomy places the organism in Eukaryota, Fungi, Microsporidia. Gene Ontology annotation, molecular function: structural constituent of ribosome. Gene Ontology annotation, cellular component: ribosome. The transcript has a single exon.
AUGACAAACACAAUAAAAAUACUAGAGAAGAAACAGAAUCCACUUCUUGACAGAAUGGAGUUGUCCUUGUCCGUCUACCACCCAUGCAGUGGUACACCAAACAAAAAGGAAAUAUCAAAGAUGCUGAGCGAGCAGCUUAACACCUCCACUGAUAACAUUGUUGUAAAGGAUUGCUACACUAGAUUUGGUACACACAUUUCAUCCGCUGCAGCCAAGAUAUACAACAAGAAGUCUAGUUUAGAAAAGAUUGAGCACAAAUUCAUUCUUAACAGAAUCAUAAAGGACAAGGAAGGAAAGGAAAUAACAAAGCUCCCCAGAAAAUUAAGAAAGGAAGACAAGAACAAGAAGAAGAAGAUCAGAGGAACAAUUGCAGCCCUUCAGAAGAAAGUGGAGAAGAGACAGCAGAGGCAAUAG